AAUGGGAGGGCAGAGCAGCUCAAACGCCGCACACUUCCUGCUUUCGCUCAGAGUCGGUCAGGCAGCGGGAGAUCAGAGGAGGUAUGGCGGAGAAGAGCCCUGACCCGAGCGCUUCGAGCGCCCGGAGGUGUCCCGCUGUUUCUCCAGGAGAGUCGUUGGCAAGCAGCUCCUCAAAAUGGGUUCGGUUGAACGUCGGUGGCACGUACUUUCUCACGACGAGACAAACGCUUUGUAGAGACCCGAAAUCUUUCCUGUACCGACUGUGCCAGGCCGACCCGGACCUCGACUCUGACAAGGAUGAAACGGGCGCUUAUUUGAUAGACCGAGAUCCUACUUAUUUUGGUCCGGUGCUCAACUAUCUAAGACAUGGAAAGCUGGUGCUGAACCGAGGCCUAGCAGAGGAAGGUGUGCUGGAAGAAGCUGAAUUCUACAAUAUAACAUCAUUGAUUAAACUUGUGAAAGACAAGAUCAGGGAGAGGGAUUGUAAGACAGCUCUGCUUCCUGUAAAGCAUGUAUAUAGAGUACUGCAGUGUCAAGAGGAGGAGCUGACACAGAUGGUCUCCACCAUGUCUGAUGGCUGGAAGUUUGAACAGUUGGUGAGUAUCGGUUCUUCGUACAACUACGGAAACGAGGACCAAGCCGAGUUCCUCUGCGUGGUCUCCAAGGAGCUGCACAAUCAGUCGUACGGCACAAACAGCGAGCCCAGUGAAAAGGCCAAGAUUCUUCAAGAACAAGGCUCUCGAAUGUGAAAUGACCGCAUUUUAUGUUCCCCGGUCCUGCAGUUGCUGGGCAAAACCAAAUGCACCAUAUCACACAGAGAGAGAAAAUUGUCAAGCAAGGAGACAAGCUGUUCGGAGCGGACGCUCUUUAUCGUUUUAGGUUAAUUGACACUUGUUUGUGCCUGCACAGUAAUGCCGGACUGUGGUUUCUUGACGUUGGUGGAUAUAUCUGAGUCUUUGCUUGAACGGUAGGAAUAUGCAUGUCAUUAGUAAUCUGAGCAAAAAGGGCCUCAAUCACGCCUGGUCCAAUCGUGUUUACUCAGGGUCUCUUAUCAAAACAAAUAAGUUAAUCAUAUCAUAUACGUGGAUCAGUGAGAAAUUUUGUCAAAACAUAUUUAAAACUGUAUAUUAUGCCAUACAGAAAGUUGAACCUCACAGUCGAAUGAUCAUAAUUAAGAAAGCGGAGCUCAAGUAUUUUUUGGGAUUGAGAUUACAUUAUUACGGUGGCUUAUGUGAAAUGUUGACUGGUGAGGGAUAGUGUAUUUUUAUACCAAGGAUUUUGUUUGUAGGAACAAAGGUGUUUCUUUCGUUUUGACUUGCAUAGUGUUAGUUUUUCUACCAGGAGGGUGAAGGAACAUCCGUAAGAGUUCGCCUCAAAGUUACCUUACGUUUCGUGAGGUUAUACUGUUGCUGCCUUGAGUCAACAAGAGAACAGAAAAUAUUUGUCUUCCAUCCCUGGAUUCAUUCCGAAUUGGUUAAACUGGAUUUUUUUUAUCUUAGAAGGGUAACAAAACGCCUGAAACUUUUUUUUAAGGCAAAGCUAUAAAGGCAUUUAAUUUAUUUUUGCAGUACUGUUUAGUACAACACUUUACUUGCAUGACACUGACUGUUAAUUAGUUAUGUUGCAAGAUUUAUUUUUACGUUGGAAAACGAUGGACUAAGAAUGGAUAUUUCUAAAAGAAAGCAUUUAUCGACUAACUAACAUCUAUAUAGUUCAACACUGUUAAUAUAUCCGAUAGUUUAUUUCAAAAACAUUUCGACAAUGCUGCCUUUAACGAUCCUACACAACAUUGGAGUUGUGGUCAGGGAAAUAACACAUCACUUGGCUAGGCUACAAGCAUAUCUAUUUGACGAUGUAUAUAGAUUAAGGAGCGUAAUAUCCGUGCAUGUUAUUUUUCCGAAUCCUCUUUCACUCACGCACACAAAGGGCUUUUAAUAGUGGAAUACAAGCUAUACUUUUUGCAGGGAUCCAACCGAUCUCCUAAUAUUGCCUGAUCGAGGCGAAGUUUACAUGGCUAGUGUUUUAUAAACGAUACUACUACACGUUUACUUACCUUGACUAUGUGACACCACGCUCUAGUUUGGUUUCAAGACCUGUAUGUUGUUUACAUAUCCUCUCGAUUACUUAGUUUCGUUACUGUCAACCUUGUGUCUUAGCAACUAGAGAGGAAGUUUAAUUCUUUAAAGGUGUUGCGUUGCUUGCUCACUGAAUCAGUGUCUUGUGGUGAACACGUGCCUCUAUUAUAGCCUUUGAGGCUCCACAGUGCAUGCUGACGUCCAGACCACCCUGCAGAAUCGAGUGAUAGUCGUCACUGUGUAGGGUGCUGCGCUGCUCUCGCUAUAUGUUUUUUUACAUCUUGCGUCCCAGGUCGAAGCAGAGGCAGCAGGAUGUGCACUAUGACGCAUCUAUCACACUUUUUUAGUCACAGUCUACGUUUCAGUUGCCAGUUUACAUAAGCCAGUUUUCCUUCUGAGGCAGGCGUAUAUAUCCACGAUGAUGCCCUGCCUCGGUUAUUUAACUUUCUCUGUGUAAAGCGUGCAAUUUGCAAAAUGUAUUUUGAGAACGGGCAGAAGCAGACUGAAAUGUCUUUUGCCUCACCUCGUCACUGCUGUUCCUAUACUUAUUAUCCUAUAACAUGUUUUUGUAUUUUUUUUAAGCUUACAAUUUGUGUAUUCACAUAGUAUAUUAUAUAUGUACUUGCAAGUUACGACUGGAGAAAAUGUAUAUGAUGGUAAUGCUAGGACCCGGUCAAUCUAAAUAAUAAACACUUUUGAAUUCUGAAA
Molecule: messenger RNA, 2783 nt
Organism: Misgurnus anguillicaudatus (oriental weatherfish)
Lineage: Eukaryota; Metazoa; Chordata; Actinopteri; Cypriniformes; Cobitidae
Gene: kctd5a
Product: potassium channel tetramerization domain containing 5a
Biological process (GO): proteasome-mediated ubiquitin-dependent protein catabolic process; protein homooligomerization
Cellular component (GO): cytoplasm; Cul3-RING ubiquitin ligase complex
Molecular function (GO): cullin family protein binding
Source: RefSeq, a predicted model, not a curated record